AAAGUUUAAACAGUCAUUUAAAAAGGUAAAAUGUUGAAGAUUGCGUUUUUACUCCUUGGUGCGUUCGACAUUAUUCGAUGCGAGAUGCAAACAACAAGAUUGGAAAGGACUAUAAGCGAAGCGCCGUCUUGCAGUAAUCCGCCCCUGUGUUACUUAUCGGAUACGUACAAGACGGGUUCGAAGAGCGUAUCGUUUCUACCUUAUUCGAAUUUUCCGAAUAUACGCAAACAACAAUCGAUUCAACGCAGUUACUACGGCGGUGGACUCGGCUCGCAUUCCGCAUGGCCGGCUUAUUACCAUGCCUUUGAUCCCAUCAGCGUGUUAGCGUCACUGGCGUUUCUGGCAUUUCUAUUGCAAUCGUUCGCCACGCUUUUUGAGCGUUCGCGAUCGAUCCUGCCGACGAUAGUUAGCGGUCGACAAUCUGCCGCGGACUUGAGAAUUCCAGAAAUUUCGAAACACGUGUCGCAUGCCUUGCGGAAAUAUGAGAAUCUCAACGACGAGGACUUAGAGCAGAAAUAACUGAUAAUCACUUGACUUUUUACAUGCAUAGAACAAUCUUUUAUCACUUUAAAUUGUGCAACAUAUGAGCGAUAUUCUCUCUUUAGGAAUUACCGUAAAUAAUUUA
This is a messenger RNA of Solenopsis invicta (red fire ant), 625 nucleotides long. RefSeq lists its product as uncharacterized. Bases 31 to 519 code for a protein of 162 amino acids. NCBI's taxonomy places the organism in Eukaryota, Metazoa, Arthropoda, Insecta, Hymenoptera, Formicidae. The transcript is spliced from 3 exons. The record is from RefSeq and is a predicted model, not a curated record.